UGGACACACUGGACGUGUCGGACUCGGUAGACCGUAUACGUCUCGUAGGGUCCCAACGUGAACCAGUGCGCUUCACCGUACAACCAUGCGUGUGCGUGUCUGCUAGCCACGCCCAUCCUACGUCACAGGCACGGCAGCACACAUUCUUCUCCAUGUGCACGAGCAGUGAGUGAGCUGUACGCUCGCACACACGCUGCGUGGUAGUCAUCACAAACGGAGAAGCAAUGUGGCUUUCCUGAUCGAUGGGAGUAGUGGUAUGAACGCGUUUGGAGACCAUUUCACGUGUCUCUCUUGGAUGGAUUCAGCCUCCUCCCAAUACGGCAUAGAGGAAGAUGAUUUGUCGGUCAGUGCAAGGGAGAGUGAAGCCUCAGGGUCCAGGAUGGAAACGGAAACUGAUGAGGAGAGGGAUGUUGAACGCAAAGAGGCUGGAGCAGCUGAAGAGGAGUCUGAAAGUAUAGAAGUUGGACAAGCUGAGCCUGACUGGAGCUGAGCUGUGAGAGGAGGGUCUCCAGCCAGGGAGACAAGAUGGCCACCACCACCCCCCUGCGGAGCUUCUCCAUCCUGCCUUGCUUCAUCUUCGUAGAGCUGGUCAUCAUGUCCGCCACGGUGCUGCUGGCUUACUACCUGGAGUGCACAGACUUGUUCGGCGUGCACGUGCAGGGCUUUUUCUGUCACGACCCCGAGCUGUUGAAGCCCUACCCCGGGUCGGACGAGGUCAGCUUCGUGCCUCCCCUCCUCCUGUACUGUGUGGUGGCCGCCACGCCCACCGCCAUCAUCUUGGUGGGCGAGGUUUGCAUGUACGUGAUGCGCUCCACCAGGGACGCUCUCCUGGUCCAGGAGAGGACCAUCGUGACCGGAGACUGCUGCUACCUCAACCCUCUGGUCCGCCGCAUCAUCCGCUUCAUAGGUGUGUUUGCCUUCGGUCUGUUCGCGACGGACAUCUUUGUUAAUGCGGGCCAGGUGGUGACGGGCGGUCUGUCUCCCUACUUCCUGUCCAUCUGCAAGCCCAACUACACAGGCGCCGACUGCCGUUUACACCAGCAGUUUGUCGCCCAUGGCAACGUGUGCACGGGCAGCGCAGCGCUGGUGGAGCGUGCACGCCGCUCCUUCCCCUCCAAGGAUGCCGCACUCAGUGUGUACGCCGCCGUCUACCUGACGAUGUACAUCACCAGCACCAUCAGGACCAAGUCCAGCCGGCUGGCCAAGCCUGUGCUGUGCCUGGUCACGCUGUGCUCCGCCUUCCUGACCGGCCUCAACCGCGUGUCCGAGUACCGCAACCACUGCUCGGACGUCCUGGCCGGUUUCGUCCUGGGCACGGCCGUCGCCCUCUUCCUGGGUGUGUGUGUGGUGAACAACUUUAAGGGUGUCCACGGUGCUGUCACUCAACAGAAGACUGAAGAUUACCGCGGUCUCCCCUUAAUGACCUUCCCACGGGUGGAGAGUCCUUUGGAAACCCUUAGUGCUCAGAACCACUCGGCGUCGAUGACGGAGGUCACAUGACUAAGGGGUCAGCACCGGGUCACGUUUGCGUCUCCGCAGCACUUCCAGACACAAUGAGGUGGACGCACGGCCGCGUGGCUCUGACUGCUAACCCCGCUGAUCGGCUGACCCCAGCAGAACGCUGGAGAAACCCUACACCCCACAGGGUUAAUACCCUGUGGGGAGGAGAACAUACGGCACGUUUUAGAAUGGUUUCAAACUAGCUCACAAGCUAUCUUAGCUAACAAACUAACUUUGCCCACAAACUAGCUUGUUAGUUUGUGCAGUUCACAAAGAAGUUUAGCUUGCUAAUUAGCUUGGUUCACAAAUUAUCUUAGCAUAGUCACCAGCUUAUUUAGAAAACAAACUUAUCACACAAAGUAGCUUAGCUCAUAAGCUUGUUUAGCUCCCUUUGCUAGCCUGCCAAGCUGAACCCUUUGCAUCGAGGAGAAACAAUUGACUCAAGAAGAAUUCAACAGUGGUUGUCGGGUUCGGGCAAGCAUUUUUAAGGAUGUGUAGGUAGGAUAUAUACAAACACAACCACCUCUUGCCAGCUAAACCAACAAUAAUGAAUAAUUUGAGCAACAGAACCACACUAGCAGAGGUUUUGGUAUACCUUUGCUUUUCUCCCGCUUUGCCUCUGGACCUAGCGUACAGAUCGUGCAGUUUAAACAUAUCAUAUCCCAACAAUGUAACUAAUAGUGGGGGGUUUGUUGGCUAUCCACAUUUCCUUAAAAUCCUGCUCAGUUCUUGGUGUUGGCCGCUGAAGCAAUUUUUGUAAAGUGCCCCUAUUAAACCUCCAGGGUGAAAUUGAUUAGCAAUUACAAGCCAUGUAAAAAUCAAAUAUUCUGUGUCAAUCCAGAUGCAUGAUGGAUUGAUCAGACCAGACCAGUUCGUACAAUCCGCUCAAUAAACUGGUAGGUUGCUCUGUAUCUUUCAUAUAUCUGGGUAGACUCCCACUUUUGAUGUCACAAAUGGGUUACUUUUGUAAUGGCUUGUGAAGGCCAAUAGAUUUUCCAAAUGGGGGCUCUUUAAGUCCCUUGAAACCAUUUGAAACCUGGAGUCGUCUGCUUCCCGUGUCGGUGUGAAUAUUUGUAGUUAGGAAAAAAAAACAGUGUUUUGUACAUUUUGUAAGAGCGAGUGCUGUAGCCAAUGUUGACAGUGUCACAGUUGCACACUUCCUGUCAGCUGACUCACACUGUUCGGCAUCAAAUCCUGCCAGGUGACCUGCCUGUUUGCUCCCCCAUCAUCUUGUUCCCUGUGGCACGAGAAUAACAAUACUGUUUGUUAAACGUUGAUGUUGUCUUGUGAUGUUACUCAUUUGUACAGAAUAAUAAGAAAAUGUAUAUUGUUUCCGGUUUUUUUUCAUUGACUGACUGUGUCUGGGUCAAUUUUUGUAAAAAAAAAAGUCAGUCUGUAUGAUUAUCAUUAUGAUCUGUUUGGACCUGCUUGCCUGCUGUAAACAUGGAUAUGUUAUGGUAUCACACUUGCUGUUCAGGGCAUGAGUCCCUGUUCUUCGAGUGAGGAAAUGGGGAAAUAAUACGAAGGGGUCUAUUAGCGAUGUCACCAUGGGGCGUGGAAACGACAGCCAUUUUACUCUUCUCAAUCCCCUAUAGUCAGGAUUGAGUGUGAGUAGUUCCAGCCAAUUCCCCAUAGUGAAACAUCGCUAAAGAGCCUUUCCUUAUCCACCAUUUCCUUCUAAAACCCUCCACCCCUCUCCCCAGCGCACCAGUGGAUUGUAACACUGUUGUGAUUCCACUUCCUGGUUGAUCCCUAUUGGACGCUUUACCCAGCAUGAGGGAAGGAGAAAAAUAUGUUUAUAGAUAUGUUUCAUUUUUUGAAUACUGUUACAAUGAUCAUUGUCAAAUGAGUGUCACUUUUUUUUUCUAAAAAUAAAAGAAAUGCAUUUCUUUUUUAAAUGCUACACAUAUUUAUUUUCUUCGGUUCGUCCACAAAUUAAAUAGUCUGUAGCCAAAAUGUGUGGCUAUCUCUUCUUCUCCCAAACUUGACAUAUCAUUCGGUAAUUCAACAUGUUUUCUGCAUCCACUUCAGGGCAGGGCUUAAUGUAGGGGCUGAAGGGUGAAGGGUGUUUAUAGACAGGUGAAGGACUGAAGGGUGUGUAUCAUCAGGUGAGGGACCGAAGGGUGUGUAUGAACAGGUGAAGGACUGAAGGGUGUGUAUGGAAAUGGAAUUUUAAUUUGCUGCAAUAAAUUAUGUUGUUGACUUCUAACAUGUCUCUAUCUUUGCUGUUUAAAUCUAACUGUAGUCUAUGAGUAAUAUAUCGGC
Messenger RNA from Gadus chalcogrammus (walleye pollock), 3765 nucleotides. It is a transcript of the gene plppr1, whose product is annotated as phospholipid phosphatase related 1. The transcript has 9 exons. The record is from RefSeq and is a predicted model, not a curated record. Bases 526 to 1500 code for a protein of 324 amino acids. Gene Ontology annotation, molecular function: phosphatidate phosphatase activity. Gene Ontology annotation, biological process: signal transduction; phospholipid metabolic process; phospholipid dephosphorylation. Lineage: Eukaryota; Metazoa; Chordata; Actinopteri; Gadiformes; Gadidae.